AAGGGUAGUGGAGGCAGGGACCCCUUGGACGUUUAAUUAUUUUUGUCAUCAUCCUGUGCAGAGAUGUUAGUGCAGCUGAGAAGAGAAAUGAAAACCAGAUCGUCUCCUCUGCUCCAUGUGCAUGUUGAUGAAACCACCCCUGUCCAUGUCCAUGUUAAAAAGAGCCCAAGGCCAGCAAAGAAAGUUCAACAAAAGUUGAAAGGAGCCUGGGAAUGUGGCAAUCUACGAGAAACCAGUAAGGUCAAACCCAAGGUCCCAUGGAUUCCACCAGGCAAAACAUCAGUAAGGGAUGUUGGCUACAAAUGGGAGGGCCCAACUCAUCGUUUAGAUAUAACUCCAGUUGACACUCAGAAGUUCCAUUCAACACUUCACUUGAGUGAUCUCUCCACAGAUGAUGAGGAAGCUAUACAUGAAAAGAUGAAUGAGUAUGAAGAGAAAAUUGAUUGUCUUAUGAAUCAAGUGGGAUCACUAAAAAAUGAAAUUGAACUGAGGAAGAAAAAUCACCUGCUGGAGCAGCGAAAGGAGGAAUUGAAUGCAUCCAAGCGAUUGAUUGAAGAGAAAGAAGAGGAAUUAGCAGAAGUCACCAAGGAGCUAGUUCUUACAGAGCACAAGAAUGAGCUACUUCAAAGAGACCUUGAAAUGAUGAAAGAGGAUCCAGAUAUUUUCUGCUUGGAGAAGAAACACUGGCGAAAAGAUAAGGGCACCCUGUUGAAAAUGAUGGUGGAGGCUGAAAUGGACGGGGCAGCUGCAGCCAAACAGGUUGCAGCCCUGCGCAGUGCCAUUAGUAAGUUACGCAUGGAGAAGCCAAUAGCUACAUCAGAAAGUAACUUGCUACAUCGGCAGAAGGAAUUGCUAUUGCAGAAACUGGAAACUUUUGAUGCGACAAAUCGAGUGGUUCGGCAGUUACUGAAGGAGCAGCACUCUCAGGAGACUGAUGCCUUGAGACUGUUUGAGCAAAAGGAAGCACUUCUUGAAAAACUGGCUCAGUCAGAAGCAGAAAAUGCACGCUUGUCCAUGAAACUGCAGGAAGUUGAAAAUCAGAUCGACCAGCUCCAUGUUCAGUAUCGAACAGAAAAGGAUAAUGCUCGUGCAGCAACAGAGUUCUCCAAAUCACUUGAAACCACAAGAGCCCACCUACAAGGACAGCUUCGCAGCAAAGAAGCAGAUAACAAUCGGAUGCUUGUUCAGAUCCGGAAUUUUGAGCGUACCAUUUCACAACAGAAGGGGGAGUUGGACUACCUGACAGAGCAACUAAGGCAAUUUCAAAAGAAAAGGGACAGGGACAAAGAGGCCUUGAAGAAAGCAACUAGGGCUCAAAAGCAGCGAGCAGAACGCAGUGAGGAUGCAGUUGAGCUACUCAAUGCCCAGCUAAUUGACAAGGAGUCGCAGCUGGCAGACGCAUUGUCAGCGGUCGAGACAUGGAGAAGUUCACAUAACAAGGUGAUGAAAGAAAAGAGUCAGUUGGAAGUUGAGAUCUCACUCUUGAACAACCGUAUUACAGAUCUGUUGGAUCAGACUCACCAUGUGGAGGAUAAGGCUCGGGGAGACAUGGAGUCAAUGAUGAACAAGCUGCAGAAGAUGUCCUCUGAGAACACCAGUGUCAAAAUGGAGAAUGAGACAAUGAAGGCAAAUAUGUCAGCUGUGGAGGAGAAGUUGACACUUGCUCAGUCUGAGAUGCAGCAGUUGAAGACCUCUAUCAAACGUUAUGAAGGGCUUGUGGACAGCUACAAAUCUCAGUUGAUGAAGACACGGAUGGAGGCAGAUGAAUGUAAUGCAAAACUGGAGAGGGCAGAGAAGGAGAACAAGCUAUUGAAAGAUGAUGUGAAUAAGGAAAUUGAUCAGGUCCGGAAACAGAUGCAGAAAAAGCUGACUGAUUUGGAGCCUGUUCCUGAGUUGUUGAAGUUAACUGAGCACAAGCUUCAGGAUUGCCAACAGCAGCUCGCAAUAUAUGAGAGAAAAAAUGUAGAUCAAUCAUCUAUCAUUUGUAAUCUCAAGAUGGAGAUUGAGGAGCAGAGUAGCAAGACAAGAGAGAAGUGCCAACAUUUACAAGAAGAAAAUUAUAAUCUGAAGCUGAAGUUGGAGACUUUGGAAAGGAGGAACAACAGGAACCUGUUAGAACAAAGCGAUUCUCAGUUCUCCAAAGAUGGAUUAAACUUGAAAGGCAAAUUGUGAAAGCAGAAGUGGACCGUAAACUAAAUUUAAAACCUUUUGACUGAGGAUUUAUACACUAUGAUGUAUAUAGGUCAUGUAUUCAUCAAAGCUUUCAUACCUACAUCCAGUUAACUCUAUCAUUUUAUUGAAAUAAAAACUCAAGUGCAGAUUCAAAACCCACCAACAAAAAAGUAGUCUUUUUAAUUAAAUGUUUUAAAAAAACAAAAUAGUUGUGCAAGUCCUGCGAUCGACUACAGAUUAUUUUUGUCAAUUUUAACAACAUGACAUAACACAUAUAAGUUACAACUGUCUACUAAUGAAAAUGCCAGAAUCUCUUAAAGUUAAGGACUUAGGUUUUUGGGAAAGUGAAUCUUUUCAAACCCAUCAAUCCAGUGGUAACAUUAUGCCUCUUAAGAUUCCCAUCUAAUAAACUACAUUGUUCCAAUACCAGACUGAACUGAGCUCCACCCAAAAUCUGACUUUGAAAAGACCAAGCAAGUUCUUUUUAGCAGUUUGCUUAAAGGAUCAGACUGGGUUACAUACAAUUAAAUAAUCUAAUUAAAUUUUUCUUAGUGGCAUUCUCCAUCCCUUGAUAAAACAAUAUAUCCUUUGUAAUGAGCCACCCUCCAGUUUAGAGGAUAUAUUUCAAAAUCAUUUAAGUUCUGAACUUGUUUUUGUAUUUGGCAGGAUUCAUUACAAAACUAGUUACAAUCUCUUGAGGAUUGCCAAAGCAUUUUUCUCACCAAAGUAGGUAAGCUGAUAGCAAACAGGUCAGAGCAAUUCACAUAAAUUAAACCAGGAACUGUAGAUGCUGGAAAUCUGAAACAAAAAUUGCUGGAAAACUCAGCAGGCCUGGCAGCAUCAGCAGAAAGGAAGCAAAGUUAAUGUUAAUUCACAUGCCUUGUCCAGGGCUCGUCACAAAGUGGUCAAAUAUGGCAGCCAUUUGCACAUGGCAAUACCCCGUAAGAAAUGCUGAGAUUAAUGUUUAGUUCAUUUAUUUCUGGUAGUGUUGGUUGCAGGAGAAAUAUUGGCCAGGGCACUGGAAGACCUUUUUUAUCAUGGAAUUUUGCUGUGAGAGAUUAUUAAUCUCUUAAAACACCAAAACAAGCACACUGGCAUUAGUUCCAACUUUACAUCCAAAGGACACUGGUGCCUCAGUACUGCGUUACAAUAUUGACCGGAUAAAGUCUUUAAGUCCUGUAUGUGACUGUGUUAACCAAAAUUGAAUUGUGUUGCUUGAUAUAUAAGGUGUUCUCAUGUGAUGGAAGACCUACAUAUUUUUUAGAAGAUUUGAGGAUAUUGGACACUGAAAAAAUGUUGAUCAUCCU
Chiloscyllium plagiosum (whitespotted bambooshark) is the source of this 3479-nucleotide messenger RNA. The record is from RefSeq and is a predicted model, not a curated record. NCBI's taxonomy places the organism in Eukaryota, Metazoa, Chordata, Chondrichthyes, Orectolobiformes, Hemiscylliidae.